Messenger RNA from Colletotrichum truncatum, 381 nucleotides. Lineage: Eukaryota; Fungi; Ascomycota; Sordariomycetes; Glomerellales; Glomerellaceae. The record is from RefSeq and is a predicted model, not a curated record.
AUGUCGUUCCCGACCAGAUCACUUUCGACUAGACUUCCAGGCGCAGGGUCACAGAAUGCCUCGUCAGCCGGCCCGUCACCUAUACUGGUUGCACGCAUUGCCGAAAAGAAGGCGGAGCUAGAACACCUCAAGGAGCUGCGCGAUUUGAGUGCAGCAGUCGCCGGUCAGAUGGAAGCUUUGGAACAAAAGUUAUCUACGUUGUCGGAUGGCACGGAAGCCAAACUCGCAAAACCGCAGGCAGAUGAGCCCUCUGAGUCUGAAGACCGCAGCAUGGCUCUCCCUCAGACUUUGGUUCGCAUCCCAACCGAACAUGCCCCGACGUUGCAGGCGCAGGCCGAGAAUGUGACAGAGAAUUUGGAGAACACAUCAACAAUAUCAUGA